This is a messenger RNA of Mugil cephalus (flathead mullet), 3764 nucleotides long. RefSeq names its product bicaudal C homolog 2 (gene bicc2). NCBI's taxonomy places the organism in Eukaryota, Metazoa, Chordata, Actinopteri, Mugiliformes, Mugilidae. Gene Ontology annotation, cellular component: cytoplasm. Gene Ontology annotation, molecular function: RNA binding; protein binding. The record is from RefSeq and is a predicted model, not a curated record. Bases 109 to 2883 code for a protein of 924 amino acids. The transcript has 19 exons.
UCUUGCCCCUCUCUCCCAUUUUUCUCUCCCCGCCGGUCUCCUUGGUCACACACAUGCACACACACCACUCACGCACACACGAACACUGACGAGGGCUCAGACCCCGCUAUGGCCACUGCCACCACCGAGGACAGCUCUCCGGUCCCGGCCGCCACAGCACCUCAGCAGCCCGACCUGGAAACUAGCGUAGAACCCGGCUCGGCGGCACAGACCGAGCCCAGAGAGGCCCGGUGUGGCGGAGAGGAAAAGGAGGAUGAGGAGGAAGAGGACGUGGGAGGAAGCCCUGCUCCGCAGGACAAUGCAGCGAGGGAGAAUGUGGACCCCGAGUGGGUGGAGGAGAGGUUCAGGAUCGACAGGAAGAAGCUGGAGACUAUGUUGUAUGCUCCAAAGCAUGAAGAUGGAGAGACGGGCGAGGAGUUCUUUGAGAGGGUGAUGAGGGAGACGGGCACUCAGGUGAAAUGGCCAUCCAAGCUGAAGAUAGGAGCCAAGUCAAAGAAAGAUCCACAUGUAAAGGUGGAAGGAAAGAGAGCAAAUGUUGCAGAAGCCAAAAAGAAGAUUUUAGAAGUUCUGGAGACCAGAGUCAACAAGGUGACUCUUAAAAUGGACGUGGCCUAUACAGAGCACUCCCAUGUGAUUGGGAAAGGUGGUGGAAACAUCAAAAAGGUGAUGGAGGUCACCUCCUGCCACAUCCACUUCCCCGACUCCAACCGCCACAACUCCAACGGAGAGAAAAGCAACCAGGUGUCCAUCGCCGGGCCCGUAGAGGGAGUGGAGGAAGCCAGGAGGCGGAUAAGAGACCUCCAGCCACUGUCCUUGACCUUUGACUUGCCAGUCAGUCUGGUGCCUCAGACGCUGCCGGACGCGGGCUCCCCGCUCAUCCAACAGGUAGUCCAGACUCUCGGGGUCAGUGUGAGCUUCAGGGCCGCGCCGCCCCAGCCUCAAGCCCAGCCUCAGUUUUACGGAAGCUGCUGCACCGUCUGGGGGCUGCAGGGCAACGCAGCUGCUGUCAAGAAAGCGACCUGCGUUCUGAUGGACCUGCUGCUGGGAUCGGAGGUCACAGGCGGUAUUGUGAGCAGCCAGCUGGACGUCACCUCCCAGCAGCACCUCUUCUUGCUGGGGCAGAACGGAGCACACUUCUUGAGCGUCAUGCACCAGACCCAGACCCAGAUCAUCCUGCCGGACCUCAGUGGUCCUCAGAGUCCUCCCUCACUGCUCAUCCAGGGAACCCCAGACGGAGUGUGUCUGGCUCGGCAGCAGCUCAUGGACUGUCUGCCGGUGUGUUUGAUGUUCGACAUGCGUGAAGACGGCGAGUCAGAUCCUUGCAAGCUAGCUCAGAUGAUGCAAAACCUGGGAGUCUUCAUUAGUGUCAAGCCCAAACUAAAACAGACCAGCAAGUCAGUGGUGGUGAAGGGUCUGGAAAGGAACAUCUCUUGCCUUUAUGAGGCCCGCUGUCUCCUCUUGGGGCUGGAUUCCUGUGAGGCUGCCAAGGUGACCGAAGUCACCCCUGACCCCGUGCUCUCCGGCAGCGCGCUGACCAACUAUUGGCUCAACAUGUUGCUGCAGCAGCUUCGUCUCUCUGAGCAGGGCACGCUGCCUCCUCAACUAACGGAGUUGCUGGCUUGUACUAAGUCCCGGCCUUCUCCACCACCAGGCCUUACAUCUCACACAGAGGAGGGGAGAACAGGACUGAAGGGAACAGAUGGUCGGCCACUGGAGAAGAUACUUGAAAAUGACGACCAGUCCGGCCAAUCAGACGACGAGAGCUCUGAGGUCAUGGUGAUGUCACCAUCUGAGGUGUGUGAAGCAGUCAACAACGGCAUCAGCAGGAUGGGACUGAACUGCCGGAGGGGGAGUCUCCAGGGUCCUGAAAUUAUCAAGGUUUUCUGCCAGGGCAGACGGCAUUCAACAGGACAGGCACUAACCAACAGACUGCUGAACGCAGACGUUGAAGGAGGGAGGAUCGAGCGGAGGAACAGCCUCAGGAGAGACGUGACUCUGGCUCAGAAUGUUCGGGCUGACUCAUCCAAGGCCGAGGAUUAUGACUACGAGAAGAAGAAACUGCUGGCAACCCGAGCCAUGCAGAGGAAGCCAGUGGUCACAGAGGUCCGGACGCCCACGGACACCUGGAGCGGCCUCGGCUUCUCCAAAUCUAUGCCAGCCGAGGCCGUCAAAGAGCUCCGCAACAUCAGCCGGCGCAGCUACAAACCCUAUCUGAGCGCCGCCGCCAGCGCCGGCAACCAGCAACAGUUGUGGGCUGCUCAGACGGGGAAGGUGUGUAACGGGAGUGACUCCGAGAACUGGAGAGACAGACGUGGAUCCACGUCGUUAACCCUGCCCGUCUCUUCUUCCGCCGCCUCCUCCUCCUCCUCCUCCUCUUGCUCCUCCUCCUCCUCCCCGUCCUCUCCACCGUCCACUUUCUCCUCGUCCACCUCAUCCUUUCCCACGUUUGCAUCCUCAGUGAGCAGAAGCAGAAACGACAAACCCUCGGAGACCUUCGUGAGCAGCAGCAGCUACUACGAGAGCGUCUGCUCUUCGAGGAGGGCGUCAACCUGCAGUCAGCGGAGCCCUUCCCCUAACAUGAUGGACGACCUACCUGAGCUGCUCAGCCAGCUCGGCCUCCUCAAGUACAUUGACGUGUUUGAAGAACAAGAGAUCGACUACCAGACAUUCCUCACCCUGUCUGAUGAAGACCUGAAGGAAGUGGGAGUCUCCACCUUUGGAGCAAGACGCAAGAUGCUGUUAGCAAUCUCAGACCUGAACAGGAGCAAGAGGAGGCUCUCGGACACGCCCGCGGUGAAGCCCGGCUACCUGGAAGGCGGUGCUAGCGGUAGACUUCCACGAAUCGUGGACCUGGAAGUUGCGGCUCAGAGUAACCGCUGGUGAGACGAGACACCAACCAGCCGUGACCCUCCCUCUGACCCGCGUGGAGAAACUAUAGAGCGAGGCUGUUGCCAGUACAAAAGUCUUAUCUUCUGAUUAUUUACCACGAAAAGAGAGAAUUGCCCUGAAGAGCUGCAAACUGUACCUAAACAUUCACACCCAGUGUCUUUCUUCUACAGCCAUAACCCAAAGCGUUACUGACAUGUAAAUUCAAGACAAGGAAGUUUCCCUUCCACACCUCUGAUUUUACGAGAAACAAACUCCUUAAAGCGAAAAAAAUGAACAUGUGAACGUGUUGAUUGUAGUUCCUUGUGGCGCCUAAGUGCCUUUUUUAUGCAAACUCGCCAUGUUACCCACAACAUGUAUGCAAUUGUAAAUAGACAUUUAUGAGGAAAUUUUCAUUAUUAUAGGGAUGACAUGUAAAAAAGGUUGCUGUUAAGCCUAAUCCUUGAAGUCUGUCUUAGUGAAGCAUGCAUUUAUCAGAGAGUAGAGAUAAGAGGACAGAGAAAAUAGCAAAUGACACGAUAAUAAAUGUUCAGGGCCUCUUUGCGGUUGCAUGGUCUGCAUCUUGCGCCCUUAAGCCGGGGCACUCAGCAGGACGGGACUUUUUAUCUGUCAAAAUGUCACCAGCUGUGUCGUCGCCUUGUCCUCUAUUUAAAACGGAGAGCUUACCAGCAGAGGGCACUGGUGUCACACACUGUGUUUACAAAUUCAAGUCAUAUUUGUGUUGCAUGAAAAAUAAUGAAUUUGCUUCACAGUGACAAGAGCAUUAAACUCCUGAUGAACAGGGUGGCGUUAGCAUUGAACUAUAAAGUAGCAACGAUCAUAGAAGAAAAGCUUAAUUUGGAAAUCAUAAAUAGGUAAAUAAAUGUGUAAGUGAGUAA